Messenger RNA from Exophiala spinifera, 831 nucleotides. RefSeq lists its product as uncharacterized. The record is from RefSeq and is a predicted model, not a curated record. The transcript has a single exon. Lineage: Eukaryota; Fungi; Ascomycota; Eurotiomycetes; Chaetothyriales; Herpotrichiellaceae. Bases 1 to 831 code for a protein of 276 amino acids.
AUGUCUGCAGGCGCCACCGUCAACACUCGGCGUAAAAACUGGAUCUUCACCCCCUCCCAAGACUAUGAGUACGGCGGCUCCCUCGCUCUCGGCCAAAUCCUCGAAGACGCUUUCCAGCCGGCCUCUGCCCUCAUCGCCUCGGGCCUAAAACUCCCAUAUAAAGAUCUCCUCGAAGACACUGGCACAAAGGAAGAUAUUAACAUCGAGCUCGAAGACCACCUCACCGCAUCCUUCCGGGCCUUCUGCCAAGCUACCGGGGUACCCCUCGGCGCGAACGCGUCCGCCGGCACAAGUAACGAUUCGACCACGAAGUGGCAUCUGAAGAAGUUGGAGUUUAAAGGCUUCGUGCCCUCGCUCCAGUACGUUAAAGAGGCGCUGGCCUCGGGCGAUGUGCCCUCGAAGACGCAGUGGUGGAAGCUGCGCCGUAAGCUGUACAUCGUGACGGGGCUGCGGAUUGCGCGGGGGUCAACCAUGGAGAAGGAAGAGGAGCGCUCGAGCAAUAUAAAUUUAAGUGUGAAGGCGGACGGAUUUUCGCAGAAUGCGCCUGUGUUGGUCGGCGCAGAGGUGCAAGGGGGCCACACGAAGCGACAAAAGGAGUCGGUGGGGAAGAUCUCGGAUUUUAUAUUCGCCUACCGUUUGAACGAGAUUAAGUACAAGUGGAGCACAACGUCCCAUAAACCCAUUUCGCAUGGGCACACAGCAAGUAGAGGGGAUGCGAGUGAGCAGCAGCAGCAGGAGACGGAGCCGGUGGGUUAUGACCUUAUUGGCUUGGAUCCGGAUCCAUUUGCGGUGAAGGAGGUCAUUGAUGCAGAUCCGAGGGUUGUAGAUUGA